This is a messenger RNA of Psylliodes chrysocephalus, 1792 nucleotides long. NCBI's taxonomy places the organism in Eukaryota, Metazoa, Arthropoda, Insecta, Coleoptera, Chrysomelidae. The record is from the annotation of a GenBank genome assembly.
GCUAAGAUUGUGAAAACCGACUAAUGUCAAAAAAAUUAAAGUUGGUUAUGUUGCGCUCAUGUUGACAUUGUAGAUGGUUUAUUUUAGGUUCUAAAAUAUUUUAAUAUUUUUCAUAAUAAUGGCAGAAGAUGACCUUUCAUCUAAUCCCAUGGGAAGUAACAGUGAAGAACAUAAUUCUGAAACCGAGCCCGCUUCACAUUUACAAUUAGAUUUAGGUGACGAUUCUCCAUAUAACGUAAGAGAAUCAAAUAGGUUAGGGAAUCAAAACGCUCCAAUGUCAGGGACAAGCUCCAAUAAUAAUGACACGCAUAGACGAGAAGACAAUCCAUUUUCCUUUAAACAUUUUCUACGAAGCGACUCUACAAACACUAAUUACCAAGCUAAAGGUGCUAGACCGAAAGUAUAUGAAAAUCGAUCUGCUUCUAUAAACUUUGGAAGCAAUUUACCUGAAUCGAAACCACCGCGAUUGCUUCCAGAGUAUUCAUCAGCUUUACCGGAUUUUGUACAGGAUCAUCUAGUCAUAGAGCAGUGCUAUUUAGGAAAUCCGUCGUCUAACAAUUAUAAUCUGGAUAUUGAUAAUUUACCUGAUUUCACGCCUGCUAGACAAAACAGGAACAAUGGUAUUAGCGUUGAAAAUGACCACAGUCGAACUCCUCUAGAUCUGCCUAUUAGAUCUCAGGAUUCGUUUCCUUUGGAUUUACCUAUAGGUGGGCCGAAUUCAGGGCAUUCGAGAAAUGGAUCAGCAAGUGAGGUUGGAAACUCAAAAAGUUUGCCGGACUUCCUAGCAGACAGUGCGGUGUGCUCGCAGAAAAACGAAACGAUAUCUGUACCCCAUAGCCCAGAGGGAGAAUUCGAAAGACUGAGAAAUGAAUUAGACAUCACAAAAAGACAUCUAGUUGAUAAAAGUAGAUUAUGCGAUAGUUUAAAUAGAGAAUUGGAAGUUGCUAGAACUAAGGAACACGAAUAUACUCAAAAUCUUGCCAGGGCUCUUGAAAAAGUCGAGGAUAAUUUGCAGAAGAGUAAUAGGAGAGCAGUAGCUGCAGAAAAUAUGGUAUUCAAAUUGAAACAGGAAAUACAAUCUCUCACUGCCCAACUCAGUUCUAUCCAAUCUGGAAGCCAUGGUGAGAUGGGAGAAGAAGCUGCUGGAGGCCACGGAUAUUACAAUUCUACAAACCAUUUGCACUAUCACAGAUUAGCUCAAGAAUUAAGAACUGCUGCUGGUACAGCGGAACAUUCAUUAAGGCAAUUGCUUACUGGUGUUGAUAAUUUAAGAAUAAUGGCAGCUUCUUUAGAAAAUAUGCAUCGAAUAGAAGAGACCAGCAAUCCAUUCUCAAAUUUCGAUGAAGACGCUGGACCAGCACUAUAACUUUUUAUACAGUAGCUUGUUUUUAUUGUAGUAUUAUUAAGUACUGUACAUAAAUAAUUUUUAUUUAUUGUUACAUUGGAAAUUUUUGAUACAUGUGAUUUUAUUUAAUUUAUAAAGUAUUAAUUAGAUUUGUCAACGUUGUAUAUAUUUAUACAAAUUGUAAAACGCGCCUUAUUUUAAGAAAUCUUGCCAUCGGUUUGCAUGUCAAUAAUUUCGAUUCUAAUAACUCGAAUAUAUGAAAAUCUGGUAUCUUCGUUAUUCUGAAAUGUGAUGUUCGGUUACCAGUGCCAUUUGAAUUAAGUUAUCGUGUCAAAUGGAUUAUAACCUGGAUUACAUUAAAUUAAAUAAUAUUAUGUCAAAAAAGUACGUUUUUUACAAUAAAAUGAUAAAUUAUCAAUUCUACUAGGGUAUUUUAAAUCUGACGAG